This is a messenger RNA of Eubalaena glacialis (North Atlantic right whale), 1589 nucleotides long. Its product is annotated as annexin A8. Gene Ontology annotation, cellular component: cytoplasm. Gene Ontology annotation, biological process: endosomal transport; negative regulation of serine-type endopeptidase activity; endosome organization. The transcript has 9 exons. Bases 120 to 833 code for a protein of 237 amino acids. The record is from RefSeq and is a predicted model, not a curated record. Lineage: Eukaryota; Metazoa; Chordata; Mammalia; Artiodactyla; Balaenidae. Gene Ontology annotation, molecular function: calcium-dependent phospholipid binding; calcium ion binding.
CUGCACUCCAGUGGACACAGCACACAGAGCACCACCCUUCCCUGCUCCUGCCUUAGGAUCUCACCGAGACGCUGAAGUCGGAGCUGAGCAGCAAUUUCGAGAGGCUCAUCAUAGCCCUCAUGUACCCUCCAUACAGAUAUGAAGCCAAGGAGCUGUACGACGCCAUGAAGGGCUUAGGAACCAGAGAGGGCGUCAUCAUCGAAAUCCUGGCUUCUCGGACCAAGAACCAGCUGCAGGAGAUAAUGAAGGCGUAUGAGGAGGACUAUGGGUCCAGCCUGGAGGAAGACAUCCAAGCAGACACCAGCGGCUACCUGGAGAGGAUCCUGGUGUGCCUCCUGCAGGGCAGCAGAGAUGACUUGGGUGGCUUCGUGGACCCAGCACUGGCCCUGCAAGAUGCACAGGAUCUAUACACAGCGGGUGAGAAGAUUUGUGGGACUGAUGAGAUGAAAUUCAUCACCAUCCUGUGCACACGCAGUGCCACACACCUGAUGAGAGUGUUUGAGGAAUAUGAGAAAAUCGCCAGCAAGAGCAUUGAGGACAGCAUCAAGAGUGAGACCCACGGCUCACUGGAGGAGGCCAUGCUCACAGUGGUGAAAUGCACCCGGAACCUCCACAGCUACUUUGCAGAGCGCCUUUACUAUGCCAUGAAGGGAGCAGGAACUCACGAUGGGACCCUGAUAAGAAACAUAGUUUCGAGGAGUGAGAUUGACUUAAAUCUCAUCAAGUGUCAGUUCAAGGAGAUGUACGGCAAGACCCUCAGCAGCAUGAUCAUGGAAGACACAAGCAGCGACUACAAGAAUGCCCUGCUGAACCUGGUGGGCAGUGACCCCUGAAGGCUCAGAAGGACAAGAGCAAAGGCCAAGAAGGUGGAGCCAUUGGGUCCUGCUUGCUCAACCUUGGCCAUGGAUGGGGAUGGGGGUGGGGGGAGCCACAGCACAGCUUUCAGUCCUCUAUCUCCCAGCUUCCAGUGCUUUCCAGCCAGUUUCUCUGACCCAGAAGUAAGGAUCAGCCUGGGGCUCCUACUUCCACUGUCUUCCCAAGUCAUUUUCAGGUGUGAGCAUAUUGCCAACCUUAGCAUAUAUCUGAUCUGACAAAUACCUCAGCAUGAAGGGGUCUACAGGGGCUCGUGAUGAUUUCUUUCUCCCAACACAGGAGCUUCCCAAGCCUGACUGGUCACAGAGUCCCCUAGGCUCUCAGCCCACUCCCAUCUACUAAUCUGAGAUCUGCAGAGAAUAGACCAGACAAUAUGGAAUUUUAGUAAGUGUCUCAGCUGAUAUGCUUCUCUUUCAGGCAACCAGAGAAAGGCCAUGAGAGCCUGUUUGUUUUGGAGCACAUGCUUGUGGGCAGCUGAGAAAGGAACACAUAUAUCCAGGCCAAGUGGGCUAUCACCAACAUUCAUUCACCAGCUUCAUUUUAAAAUACUAGGCUAUAAGUAGAAGAAAAAUUCUCUCAUCAUCCUACCAACAGAGAAAGCUGAAAAUUAAUGGCCUGACACAAGGACACUGUGUUCUAAGAGGCUUGGGCUUCUCUAGUCCUUGAUCAAAUUAGCUGCUCCUUCCUCCCAUGACGCAAGCCUGGAGAAUCUCUAA